AGUGUUCUCUAUAAGCAAUUGUAACAUCGUAUCUAUUAUUGCAAUGGCGGAGGAUUUUAGGACCAGAGUCACAAGACUGAGAAAAAUACUAAACCUCACCCCAGGGAUCAAUCUACCUGCUGACCGGGAGAGAUUUCCUCUCCUGAAAGAUCAGGUGAUCAUUAUGACCACUAUCAACAGUGCCCUCCAUGUGACUCCCCUAAAACCCUGAGAGUAGACACAACAUGCAGAAGAUUCUAGAAGUCACCAAGAAGUAUGAUGGAGCUGCUGACAGGAGAGGUUCCUAUAAGGUGUCAGGGUGUCACUGUCUAUUUCUCCAUGGAGGAGUGGGAGUAUUUAGAAGGACACAAGGAUCUCUACAAGGACGUCAUGAUGGACAAUCAGCCGCCCCCACACCAUCACCGGAUGGAUCCAGUCAUGGGAACCCACCAGAGAGAUGUCCCCGUCCUCUGUAUUCCCGGGAUUCCACACAGGAGAAUAUUGAUGUUAAAGAAGAGUAUAAGAGAGGAGGAUGAGGAGUAUGGAGUGAUGGAGGAGUUUUCAGAAGGACACAAGGAUAUGAUGGAGCCACCUAAUACCAGGAACCCACCAGAGAGAUGUCCCCGAGUCCUCUGUAUUUCCGGGAUUUCACACAGGAAGGUCACACACCAUCCCUUCACUAUUACAAGAGUGAAGAUCUGAUAGAUAUAAAAGUUGAGGUUAAAGAAGAAGAAGAAGAGGCGUAUGUGAGGGAUGAUCAGCAGUCUAUGGAGGAGGAUGGAAUAACGGGGACAUUUAUAGAGGAGGACACUCCUACAGAGAUCAGCACAGUCCAUGACCGGGAGAUGAGGAAAACCUCCAAGGAUUGUCUCACUUUGUCUCCAGACUGGAAAGUAGAAGAUGAGGACCUCACACAGUAUAUUCCAGGAGAAAACCCGGCUCCCUCCAAAUGUCCAU
Molecule: messenger RNA, 936 nt
Organism: Staurois parvus
Lineage: Eukaryota; Metazoa; Chordata; Amphibia; Anura; Ranidae
Source: the annotation of a GenBank genome assembly